Messenger RNA from Medioppia subpectinata, 2334 nucleotides. The record is from the annotation of a GenBank genome assembly. NCBI's taxonomy places the organism in Eukaryota, Metazoa, Arthropoda, Arachnida, Sarcoptiformes, Oppiidae.
AUGUGUAAGUGUACAGAUAACUACAUUAAAUUAACCUAUGACAAUUCCGUUUACUUGGGAAAAGACUUAGCACUGGCCGUAUGUAAGGCUUCAAAACCAAUGGUAAUAAUAGACACGGAUAGCGGUGUUGACGACGCGUUGGCCAUAAUGUUGGCCACGUAUUGCCACAAACACAAUAUGAUUGAUAUAAUGGCCAUCACUUGUCAAUUCGGUAAUACAUAUGUCGAUAAUGUGGUUAAAAAUGUCGGCUAUACUCUCAAUGCCACUAAUACUGAAGGAAUCAAAAUAUACAGGGGUUCUGACGGACCAUUGGUUGGCAAAUAUGUCGCUUCCGAUCACUUCGGAACCGAUGGUUUGGGAAACUCUACUAAAGACAUGCCUCCCAUUUCAGUGCAUACCGAGAGUGAACACGCGGUCAAUGCAUUGGUACGACUGGCCAGAGAGCACCCAAAACAGAUCACACUGUAUGCUUUGGGACCACUCACUAAUAUAGCCCUCGCAUAUAUGUUGGACAACAACUUCUUUGACAAUUUGAAGCAAAUUGUUUUUAUGGGUGGAGUCCUUGACUUCGACGGCAAUGUCGGUCCAGUGACUGAGUUUAAUGUUGUUGAAGACGUCGAGGCCUGUCAUCGAGUGCUGUCCUCUGCUAAAUGUCCUAUCAUUGGUGUUCCAAUGGAAACUGGUCUAAGUAAUAGAUUAACCUGGAUAACAGAUAUGAACUAUAAAUUAGUUAAGGCUGAGCCGGGAUCUAAAGGACUGGCAAUGUAUGACAUUCUGGCAGUAAUGGCGCCCAUAUAUGAAGACUAUAUUGAAUCCAAAGUUGAAUACAAGACAAGCAUUGAAUUGAAUGGAGGGCUAACUCGAGGGGAACUCGUGUUCGACAAGAGGUCGACACCCGAUGUCCUGAAGAAUGACUGGAAAUCAGUUCAAUAUAUCAAACACUUUAACCAAACUUUACCGUUUGAUUCAAACGAGUCAAUCACUCGAAGGAAUGGCAGCAAAAAAGUUGACACCGAUUGUGGUGUCGACGACGCGAUGGCCAUAAUGUUGGCCACGUAUUGCCACAAACACAAUAUGAUAGACAUAAUGGCCAUCACUUGUGUAUUCGCCAAUACAUAUGUCGAUAAUGUGUGCAAAAAUGUUGGCUAUACUCUCAGAGCCAGCGAUAUGGAGGCAAUCAAGAUAUACAGGGGUUGUGAAGGACCUAUUGUUGGCCAAUACAAACCCACUCAUCAUUCAGGAGCGGAUGGUUUGGGCGACUCGACUAAAGACAUGCCACCCAUUGAUGUGCACAUAGAGAGUGAACACGCGGCCAAUGCGUUGGUACGACUGGCCAGAGAGCACCCGAAACAGAUUACGGUCAUUGUUUUGGGCGCCUUCACUAAUAUAGCGCUCGCAUAUAUGUUGGACAACAACUUCUUUGACAAUUUGAAGGACAUUGUGUUUAUGGGCGGAACUCUAGACUUCGCGGGCAAUUAUCCGUCCCCUUUGACUGAGUUUAAUAUUGUUAACGACGUCGAGGCCUGUCAUAUAGUACUGUCUAACGCCAAGUGCCCUAUCGUUGGCGUCCCACUGGAAUGUUGUCGCAGUCAUCCAUUAACCUGGGACAUUUACGACCAAAUAGUGAAAUUGGAUUCAAAGAAAUCAAAGUUUAUGAAACAGAUUACAGAUAUGGUGUGCAAAAAAGUUAAGCUUGAUCCGGAAUCUAAAGUUGAAUACAAGACAAGCAUUGAAUUGAAUGGAGGGCUAACUCGAGGAGAACUCGUGUUUGACAAGAGGUCGACACCCGAUGUCCUGAAGAAUGACUGGAUAUCAGUUCAAUAUAUUCAACACUUUAACGACACAAAGGAUUUUAAUCAGGCGACAAUUAUCUUAAUCGCCGACGAGUUGAUUGAGUCGAUCGUCCAAACGGUCGGCGCAUUCAUUCACCCACUCGUGCAUAGACUUCAAUCGGCGAAGAGUUAUGUCCGCACAGAAUAUUUCCGUAAAAACCGUCGAUUGUUCCCGACUGUUGUCACCGCAGAUCAGUUCCAACCCCUUCACCAUAAACGACAAUCUAGUGAUAAACCGCCGCAAACACUGGCUAUGAUAUCGCAUCUCUUCGCUCAACUCCAGCACCAAUUGGCGGUCAGUAUCGGCACAGUCUGUGUUCUCGUCGCCACUUUCGGCCCUGUCUUUGGCCGCCAGACAGUCAGUCCAGAGGCCGUCCAACGCCGACAUAUACUCCGCCAGUUGUUGAUUGUCUUUGAUGUCGAGGACCUCUUGGAUCCGUUCAAUGAGCGCCAAAUACAUCUGAACCUUGUAUUGUGUCAACUCGUCUGCGACCACAUCUGA